This is a messenger RNA of Lepisosteus oculatus (spotted gar), 2151 nucleotides long. The record is from RefSeq and is a predicted model, not a curated record. NCBI's taxonomy places the organism in Eukaryota, Metazoa, Chordata, Actinopteri, Semionotiformes, Lepisosteidae.
GAGAGGAGGACCUGCAAGUAGAGUGGCCUUGUCCCCCUUUCGGCUCUCUCUCAAGGAAAAAAAAAAAAACAACUCUUCGCCAUAACGUCGUGGGAGAUUUAACCACGACCCGGUCGCCUUCUCUCGGUUUUCGUACGAGUGGUAUUUCGCGAUCCUGACUUUCCAGGCUUGAUGUGUUGCGCCUUGUAUGUAUGUGUGUGUGUGUGCGCGAAGAGAGAGAGGGGGGAGAGAUCUGAAAUCCCAUUGAUCUGUAGUCACAUUUCACACUGACACCGACCGACCAGAGGCAGAUACGCUCGGCGUAGCGAGUCGGAUCGGGGUUCCCAUGCUGGGGGUAGGGUUUUAAAUCUGAGAGGACGGGGAAAAAAAGGGCAAGACGCACAUUGCUACCCGAGGACCCUGGAAAGACGGCGCUGCCGGUCCCGAACUCCUUCAGAUCCGUUCAUCUGCCUGUGUGCGCGAUAGGCUACUUUUUUUUUUGAAAGACCUCCCAAGCGUUUUUUUUUCCUUUUCUUUUUUUCCUCUCCCACCCCCCACUACCACCACCACCACCACCUCCUUAUGUUUUUGGCAGAGGGCUCCUAGAAAGAACGCGACGCGCAGAUGAAUCACAUUCAGGACGUGAGAUCGGUCAAAAGAAAGAAAGAAAACAAAAAGUCCGUCACCCGAUAAAUAAAGAGGGGAGAGAGAGCGAGAGUUUUAAAAAAAAAAAACAUCGACUGGCGGCGUCUUUCGAUUGAAGACGAAGAAAAGUGGAAACUAAGAAACUUUUUGGUUUUAGUUCGGACGCCGAUUCUGUUUUUUUUUCCUUCUACCACCACCAGAAAAGGGAAAGAUUUGUGACUGCAGACGGAUCUCUUGUGCGCUCUCGAAAUCCGAUGCAAUGGACGAGUUUUUCGCGGAAGUGAAGUAGACGCGAGCUUGCUUUUCACCCCUCUCCGUGUGCGUGUGUGUGUAUACAUAUACACACACACACAUCUCGUUUAUCCUGGAAGGGAGGAUUUGGGGUUUUCGCCUUUGGAGCUACAGUUUUUUUAAAAGGGAGACCUGGCCUGUAUUAAAAAAAAAACCCAACAACAACAACAAGGAUAAUCCAGAACUGGGAAGACGAGGCGCCUGGGGGAUUCUCUCCAGCUAAAACUGCGGUUGUAGCUUCAGCCUCUCUCGGCUGGGCUUGGGCUGCCGAUCGGUGGUUUAAACGUUGUAACAAAAGGAAACAGCUGAACAAGCAAAAGAGCGGUUUAUUAUUUUACCCCCUUUUUUUUAAAACCCACCCCUCCUCACUUGGGGGAGAAUUCACAGCCUCUACUGUUUUGGUGACCCACGCGAUUGAGGAGUAAUUUCCAGGCGCCGCCGGGGUUGUGUUUUCUUCCCGGCCCCCCCCUCCUCCUCCCCAACUAGCUCCGAACUCUCUUUGAAGUGUUUCAGAAAACAACAAACACAAGGGGAAAAAAAAAACCCAACGAAAAAUCCCGAAAGGAAAUGCCAAUCGCCACUGCCUCGCAGCCCGCACAGGAACCUUGUCUCUACUCCCGCUUGCACCCGAUUUCCGACGCCGUCCCCAAGCAGGGCCAUGUCUGUGAGGACAGGGGGGCGCGAUCGCAGGACCAGGCCCAGCUCGGGGGGAGUGGGGGAGCGGAGGGGGGCAGGGGAUCUGGGAGCCACAGCGGCAGCGGCGGCGGCGGCAGGCUGCUAGCGGCCGGGCCCACCUCUCCCUCUCAGUCCCCUCCUACUCCCUCCUCCUUCGCCCCCUCCUAUCACCACCACCACCCCCCUCACAUGGAGCCCCCAAGGACCCGAUCGCGGUCCCGGUCCGGGCUCUACCAGUACAGCAUGAACAAUCACCAAGGUGGCAGCAACGCCAGUUACGCUAAUAACAGUAGCAGCAGCAGCAGCAGUAGCAGUGGUAGCGGCGGCGGCGGCGGCGGAGUCAACCACUUUCAGCAGCACAACUCCGGGUGCGUGGCGCUCGGAGCCCACAGCCCCUCCGAGAACCACCGUACCCCAGGGGGUAACCCGAUCACCACCACCCCGAGAGCCGCGGGGCCCGGAGCCGGCAGAGCGCCGGCCGCAGGUGGAAUUGUUGCUCAACCUGCCCACCAAGAGCAUGCCUGCACUGAAGAAGGCGACAAGGUAAGACAGCAAAACUAA